CCAGAUCUGUCACAGCCGUACCGGAAGUCGGUGCGCAGUUAAAAGCCAAGUGUUGUUUUCCGAAGGAAAUUACUUACAUAAAUUGUCCUGGCUGUCAUUUUAGCGACCUUACAGCAAGAAACUCGCUUACUUAAGCGCUAUUUGCAGCGCUUUUGUUCCGGCGCUGCUUAUUAUUAGCAACAUUUGCCGCGAUUCUGUUUAUAGUUCAGCUUAGCUAGCUAAAUUUAGGAAACGGCUAUGCUAGCUUGCAGCCAGCCUGUUGACAAAAAACAAGCUAGCCGAUGCACGAUACUCAAAUAUUUUGACUUAAUAUAGUUUUCGUGAAAAAUUAACGUUAAUGCCGACUUUUUAAACAUUUAGUCCAACCCAACGUAUAUCGUCUAUUUAGCUGAAUGAUGGGUACUGGCAUGGUCCAGCUCACCUCUACUUCCCACCACGAGCACAUCCUGGACUCUCUGCACAACCUGAGACUGCAAGGUCUCCUCAGUGACGUCACCGUGCAGGUGGACUACCAGGGAGACGUGCAGGCUUUCCAGGCGCACCAGGUGAUCCUUGCCGCCUCCAGCGGUUACUUUAAAAACAUAUUCCUCUCUCGGGACGGUGGUGCACGGGACAACAUCCCGCUUUCCAUCAUGCAGCCCGGGGACUUUUCCACGUUUUUGGAAUUUGUCUACACAGGGAAAGUGGUAAUCACUCAGAGCAAGAUUGUGGACAUAGAAGAGGCGGCGAGGCUUUUGGAUUGUAACGAGCUCUUGAAGAUCUGCAGCGCCGCUAUCAGCGCUGGGCUCCUACAAGAGCCAACCAAUUAUGCAUCCAACUUGGACAUGGAAGAGUCCGCGGCUGCCAAACCAAGCAGAAAGAAGAAAGGCAAGCUCGCUCUAAAAACCUCCGAGCAGCUUUCGGCAACAUCAAAUCCCUCGGAGACAGACGGCGAGGAGCAAACACUAGAAGUCAAGAAACUGAAACUUAGGUUGGGCGGCCAUGAGGUCCUCCAGAGAUGUGUAGAAAUAAAGCCAGACGCGGGGAAGGAAGCUGAUGAAGUGUCAGAAAACAAGGAGGACGUGGAGGAAGCAGGAGCUCAGACAGAAUCUGAAGAGUCAUGGCCGCCGUCGCCUCCUGUAGACACCGUUGACAUCGGACCAGAUGACGAUGUUUCACUGAGUCUGGAUGAUGGCGAGGAACCCUUGUUAUCCACAGGGGAGGAGGACGAGGAGGAAGCCAAUGUACGGUCCAAGAGGAAGGCCCAGUUCUUGUGCAACAACUGCCAGCGGACCUUCUUGUACGAGAGAUGCUACAUGAAGCACGUCAGCACCUACCACGGGGUCAAAGCGGACCUGGUGUACCGCUGCAAGACCUGCCUGCAGACCUUCUCUAACCGCAGCAAUCUGAAGAUCCACGAGAAGCACGUCCACAGCACCGAGAGACAGUUCUCCUGCGACGUCUGCGCUAAGACCUUUAAACGGAAGAAGGAUGUGGUCCGCCACCACCAACAGGUGCACGUCCCCCAGUAUCACCAGUGUCCCGACUGCGGCAAGUCGCUCAGCUCCAAAGCGUCGCUGGAGCUUCACAAGAAGAUACACAGUGGCAUUAAGCCCUUCGCCUGCAACGACUGCGGCGCUCGCUUCACCCAGAACUCGGCCCUCAAAAUGCACCAAAGGAUCCACACAGGAGAGAAGCCAUUUUACUGCGAUAAGUGCAACGCCCGCUUCUCCCAGAAAAGCAUGCUGGUCUAUCAUAAGCGCUCCCACACGGGAGAGAGACCUUUCAUGUGCGAGGCCUGCGGUAAGAGUUUUGCCUCGAAAGAAUACCUGAGGAACCACUCCAACAUCCACACGGGCACCAAGCCUUUCAAGUGCGAUGAGUGCGGCCGCGGCUUCGCCCAGAGGAACUCCCUGCGUCAGCAUUUAACGAUACACACAGGCGAGCGCCCCUACGCCUGCAAGUAUUGCAGCAAGCAGUUCACGCAGCUCAACGCCCUGCAGAGGCACCAGCGCAUUCACACCGGCGAGAAGCCUUACAUGUGCGGAAUGUGCAGCCGCACCUUCUCCGACAAGUCCACGCUGCGCAGGCACACGGCGACUCAUGACUCCAGCGCUCCGUGGAAGAACUACCUUGUGGUUCUGGAGGGCAACGUGGAGGAGAAAAAGCCUAAAGUUCCAAGUGAGGCGCCCACUCAGGAGAAAAAGACCCCAGCUAAAAGAGUCAAUGCUAAAGCACGUAAAACCAACGCCGAAGCCGCGCCAGUGGCCGAGACGGUCGCCCUCCCAUCUGAGUGGGAGGGAAACGGGGCCCUCGCCCUGCUCGGCCAACAAGCCCACCUAAACGGGAUCACCGUCAUCCACACCGAGAUGCCGUCGGGGACUCAGUUACAGUCCAUGGUGACACCAGACAACACAGACGCCAGGGACAUUGCCUUGGAUGGGUUAGCCGUUCCUGUCUCAUUUGCCAUACCCGUGGCACGCCCCUUCCAUGCCCCAAUACCUGAGUCCUCAUCUUCAGAGACCUCGAUGACGUCCGUCUUAGAAACGGCCGUCUCCCAGACCAUCUUGGCUCCUGUGUGUGACGUCACAGCUGAGGAACAAGACUUGCACCCAAACAUUCAUACUGUGACCGUGUCGGACAAGAUGUCCACGCAAAGGACAUCGAACCAACCUUUGGAGCACAUAAAAGGAGAUGCAAAUUCCUAGAAAAAUACUGCAAAAAUAUCUGGUUUUGUGUCCGUUGUGGUGUUUGUUGCGUUGUCAUCAUUCAGUCUGUGGUAGUAAACAUAUUAGCUAUUUAACUGGACACAAGUAAAAGGGUAUUUAGAUUAAGUAAAACUGACGACAUGGGGUACGGUGUGGCUCCGUUGGUAGAGCGGCCCUGCCAGCAACCUGAGAGUUCCUGGUUCAAUCACCGGUUUCUGCCUUCCUAGUCAUUUCCGUUGUUGUCCUUGAGCAAGACACUUCACCCUUGCUCCUGAUGGGUCGUGGGCCUUGCAUGGCAGCUCCCACCAUCAGUGUGUGAAUGUGGAAAUCGUGUCAAAGCACUUUUGAGUACCUUAAAGGUAGGAAAGUGCUAAACAAGUAUAACCCAUUUACAAUUUAAAAGACAAAGAGCCUGAUUUAUUGCACUAAAUAAAAUUGUGUGUACUAUGAGUGGGCGUGUUGCAUGUGAUCAACUAAGACUGAGUGUGCAAUUGACAAGUGCUGCAGACCGCCUUAUUUAAUUGAGCAUUUUGUGUGCAUACGGGGAUUUUACCACCAGUGGCACACAUCUAUAAUUUGUAACACCUUUUCUUAAUUGCAAUCUAGUCAAAAGAAACAUAUACACACUAACACUUAAUUCUGUGCACAAGGCUCUGGAUUGCAUCACCAGCGCAUUUGUGAGUCUGGAAUGAUUUGCAAAUCCUUUUCAACCCAUAUUCUGUUGAAUAUGCUACAAAGACAAGAUAUUUGAUUUUCAAACUCAUAAACUUUAUUUUUUUUUGCAAAUAAUCAUUAACUUAGAAUUUCAUGGCUGCAACACGUGCCAAAGUAGUUGGGAAAGGGCAUGUUCACCACUGUGUUACAUGGCCUUUCCUUUUAACAACACUCAGUAAACGUUUGGGAACUGAGGAGACAUUUUUUAAGCUUCUCAGGUGGAAUUAUUUCCCAUUCUUGCUUGAUGUACAGCUUAAGUUGUUCAACAGUCCGGGGGUCUCCGUUGUGGUAUUUUAGGCUUCAUAAUGCGCCACAC
Entelurus aequoreus (snake pipefish) is the source of this 3717-nucleotide messenger RNA. RefSeq names its product GDNF-inducible zinc finger protein 1 (gene gzf1). The transcript has 7 exons. Gene Ontology annotation, cellular component: nucleus. Lineage: Eukaryota; Metazoa; Chordata; Actinopteri; Syngnathiformes; Syngnathidae. Bases 393 to 2687 code for a protein of 764 amino acids. Gene Ontology annotation, molecular function: protein binding. The record is from RefSeq and is a predicted model, not a curated record.